This is a messenger RNA of Stegostoma tigrinum, 951 nucleotides long. RefSeq lists its product as uncharacterized. Lineage: Eukaryota; Metazoa; Chordata; Chondrichthyes; Orectolobiformes; Stegostomatidae. The transcript is spliced from 4 exons. Bases 85 to 762 code for a protein of 225 amino acids. The record is from RefSeq and is a predicted model, not a curated record.
UCUUCCUGGCUGUAUAAAACGCCACGACAAGAAGGGGAAACGAACAAGCAGGGACGUUGUACUGGUGCUGUGUUUGCUCUGACUAUGGGGAAGAAGCGUGUCGCUGUGAUCCUCUCCGGCUGCGGAGUUUAUGAUGGAUCUGAGCUGCAUGAGUGCUCGGCAACGAUGGUUCAUCUCAGUCGAGCUGGAGCCGAGUUACAACUCUACGCCCCAAAUGUGAACCAAAUGCAUGUUGUGAACCAUUUGACUGGUCAACCAACCGAGGAGGUGCGUAACGUUCUGGUAGAGAGCGGCCGGAUCGCCAGAGGCAACAUCAAGGACCUUGCCGAACUCCGUAUCAAUGACACGGAUGCGUUGAUUAUCCCCGGUGGUUUUGGGGUUGCUAAAAACCUAAGCAGCUGGGCAGUGAAAGGGAAGGAUUUCAGUGUGGAGCCAUCAGUGGAAUCUGCUCUAAAAAAAUUUCAUUCUACAAAGAAGCCCAUUGGCUUGUGCUGCAUCUCUCCAGUGCUGGCAGCAAAACUCAUCCCUGGAUGUGAAUUAACUGUGGGUCAUGAUACAGAGUGUGAAAAGUGGCCUUAUGCAAAAACAGCCCAGACAAUGGUAGAACUAGGCUGCAAGCAUGUUAACAAGCAUGUCAGUGAAGUACACAUUGACAAGCAAAACAAAUUGGUGACGACAAGUGCCUUCAUGUGCAAUGCUCCCAUCCAUGAGGUUUUCGAUGGAAUUGGUGAAAUGGUGAAAGAAGUCUUGAAACUUACGUAAUUCUUCAUUAAAUUGAUGUAAUUGAAAAGGCAUGGAAAUUCCAAGGAGCAGACGAUUAUUUGAUUUUAUGGAAUUCACUAGAAUGUGUAUUUGUUACCAUACCACUUUAAUAUGAUUUGUUUUGGGAGAAUAUUUAAUUCUUAUACCUCUGUUGUGAAAAUUAUGAUGGAUUAAAGGAAUUUUCUGAAA